GGGCAGCCCGGCUCCAGACCUGCCCGUGCCCUGCCCUGCCCUAUUGCAGACCACGAGGAACGGCCGGUCCCUCCCCGGUCUGCCCCGGUGGCUGUCGCUGUCCCGGAGAGGGCCGGGGCAGGCCCCGCUCCAGCAGCCCGGCCCCGGGGAGCCCCCGGCUUUGGUAGUGGGAGAACGGCUGCGUCCCCGCCCGGGCACCGCCCGAGAAGCGGCUCUGAGCGUCCCCCGCUUCCCCCGGUCCCCGGGCCGGUCCCCGAGCCCCGGCACUGCCUGUUGGGCCGAGGCCGGGCCCCGGCUGCUCCCGGGGGCGCGGGGUCCCCGCGGGGCCAGCCGGCCUCAGCCUACCGUGCCCCGGGGGCCGGGCCGGAGCACCGCCCCGUUGCCGGCCGCCGCCGCCGCGUUUCCGGGGCGGGUGAGGGGCUUCCUGCGGGCAGGCAGCGACCGCUGCGGCCCCCGGUUCUGCUCCCGGUUCUCCGCCCGGCCCGGCCCGGCCCGGCCCGUCCAGCCGCCGGGAUGAUCAACGCCAUCCUGGUGUUCAACAACCACGGCAAGCCGCGGCUCGUCCGCUUCUACCAGCACCUGGCGGAGGAGGUCCAGCAGCAGAUUAUCCGAGAGACUUUCCACCUGGUGCUGAAGCGGGACGACCACAUCUGCAACUUCCUGGAGUGCGGCAGCCUGUUUGGCGGCUCGGACUACAAGCUGAUCUACCGCCACUACGCCACGCUGUACUUCGUCUUCUGCGUGGACUCCUCGGAGAGCGAGCUGGGCAUCCUGGACCUCAUCCAGGUGUUUGUGGAGACGCUGGACAAGUGCUUUGAGAACGUCUGUGAGCUGGACCUCAUCUUCCACAUGGACAAGGUUCACCACAUCUUGCAGGAGGUGGUGAUAGGCGGCAUGGUGCUGGAGACCAACAUGAACGAGAUCGUGGCGCAGGUGGAGGCCCAGAGCAAGCUGGAGAAGGCAGAGGGGCUGGCGGUCACUGGUCCCUCCCGUCGGCAGGGAGGCCUCUCGGCCGCUCCUUCCCGCGCGGUCUCGGCUGUCAAGAACAUCAACCUGCCAGAGAUCCCUCGCAACAUCAACAUCGGAGACAUCAACAUCAAAGUGCCCAACCUGUCACAGUUCAUGUGAGCGUCCCGCGGCGGGGAGGGCUGCCCACGCACGCGGGCCGUGGCCUGGGCUGGCUGGGGAGAGGAGCUGGGCUCCCCUCGCCUCCCCCUGCCCCUUGUGGGUCUCUGCCCGUGCGGCACACAGCGGGCCCGGUGUGCUGCCGGGGUGCCUGGGCUGGCCGGCAGAGGGUAGGGAGCGGUGAUGGGGCUUGGCAAGAACGGGGUGGUGCUGUCCGCCUGUCCGUCACCUUGGACCUGGGCUCGGUUCUGCUCUCUGGUCUCCCAACGACAAGGGUGGCCUUUCUUCUCCUCCCUCCCUGUGGAUGCACAGCCUCUGUCCUUGCUGUGGGAGGAAGAGCCAGGUCCUGCCUCUCCCAGAACUUCUUGGGAUUCCCAGUUGUAAAAAUGCAUCUAUAGCUGAUGGCUCCCGCAGAAGCCAAAGGUUGUCAUCUCCACUGUCCCCCCUGGGCUGGGCUGUCCCCUGCCCAGCAUCCCCGCACCCGCCCUGGUCCUGCUCGCUGGAUCUGGCACCCCAGGCUGGGAUUGGUACCAGCCUGGUCGGGGUUGCUCAUCAAAGCUGCUGCGAGCUCUGGAGCUGGGGCCAGCGCGGGUGGUACCUGCUGGACCGGGAGAUGCCGGCAGUGAGGGAAGGGAGCUGCCUGCUGCCUCUGCCUGGGCUGGCAGCUGGGUUGGGGCCAGGCCAGGCUGGGGCCUCCUCGAGCAUGUCCCUGUGUCCUAAUAAACCACUGUGUG
Molecule: messenger RNA, 1859 nt
Organism: Gymnogyps californianus (California condor)
Lineage: Eukaryota; Metazoa; Chordata; Aves; Accipitriformes; Cathartidae
Gene: AP3S2
Product: adaptor related protein complex 3 subunit sigma 2
Exons: 6
Coding region: 514-1128 (204 amino acids)
Biological process (GO): Golgi to vacuole transport; intracellular protein transport
Cellular component (GO): intracellular membrane-bounded organelle; membrane coat; AP-3 adaptor complex
Source: RefSeq, a predicted model, not a curated record